Sinocyclocheilus anshuiensis is the source of this 5691-nucleotide messenger RNA. Its product is annotated as pappalysin-1-like. Gene Ontology annotation, molecular function: metalloendopeptidase activity. Gene Ontology annotation, biological process: cell surface receptor signaling pathway; proteolysis. The coding region runs from base 76 to 4983 and encodes 1635 amino acids. The transcript has 22 exons. The record is from RefSeq and is a predicted model, not a curated record. Lineage: Eukaryota; Metazoa; Chordata; Actinopteri; Cypriniformes; Cyprinidae.
CGAGCGCUAUUUAGUAUUUUGAAAUCAUCAAAUCCCCUAUCCAUUGACCAAAAAAUAUCUUCUCUCCACUUGAAAAUGAAACUUUUGCCCAUUUGCACUUGGCUCCUUUGCCUUUUGCUUUUUAUCGUGUGCUUGGGAUCUGAGUGUGGGACUCCACGGCGAAUUGCAAGGUCUAAAAGAGACUUGGUACGCAUCAGGGAAGCCAGAAGUACCUUCCCAGGACCUUGUGCCACACGCCUGCCUCGGGGCAAACGCUCACUUCCCGGGAUAGAUCGGCGCUCCCCUCGCCUGUCACAGGCGGGGGAAAGCAGCCCAGGUCGGCGGAGGGCUGUUUACUUUACCGGUCGAGGAGACCAACUGCGUCUGAAACCCAAUGCAGAGGUGCCAAGGGGUAAUUUCACCCUGGAAAUGUGGAUAAAACCUGAGGGUGGGCAGCGCUCUCCAGCUGUUAUCGGAGGUCUCUUUGAUAAAUGCUUUUACGCAUCCAGUGAUAGAGGGUGGUUACUUGGCAUCAAAGCAGUCAGCGACCAAGCCAACCGUGACCCUCGCUUCUUCUUCUCCCUCAAAACAGACCGAGCCCACAAGCUCACCACGAUCACCUCCAAUGCACCCUACACUCCCAAUCAAUGGUCACACGUGGCAGUCACCUACAACGGUCUCUUUAUGAAGCUGUACAUAAAUGGAGCGCAGGUUGCUGUAAGCCGAGACCAAUCUGGUGAGAUUUUCAGCCCACUUACCAAGAAGUGCAAGGUGCUAAUGAUCGGUGGCAACGCCUUAAAUCACAACUACAGGGGUAUGAUGGAACACUUGAGCUUGUGGCAUCGGGCUCUGAGCCAGCGUGAGAUCAUUAGAUCCAUGGGUCACAGUUUGGGUCAGUUUGGUGACCUCUCUCAGCUAGUCAUUCAUGAGAACUUUGAGAACAUGUCAAGACGGUGGCUGACGGUGAAAGAUGGGAGCUUCCCCUGGUUGGAGGACUCAGACAGGAACUUGGUGGCUAUCCUCAGUGAUGCUGCACUGAAACCUCCACCUUGCGGACAGACUGUAUGCGACAAUGUGGAGGUAAUUACAAACUAUUACCAGCUCUGGAGCUUCCGCAAACCCAAGACGGUGCGCUAUCGAGUGAUAAACGUUUACGACGAUGACGGACGGUGGCCGACGAUUACAGACCACCAGAUCAACCUUCAGCACCAGCACUUGAACAACGCUUUCCGCGUCUACAACAUUUCCUGGGAGCGCACCGUUCACAACGUCUACAACUCGUCCUUACGUAACCGCCUAAUACUGGCCAACUGUGAUAUCAGCAAAGUAGGCGAUGAAGAGUGCGAUCCAGAAUGUAACCACAUGCUUACUGGCUUCGACGCCGGAUACUGUAAGAGGCAGAGCACACACUGCCCCGAAUACAAGCAGGGGAAUGGGGUUUGUGACCCAGAGUGUAACUGGGACAAUUUCUAUUACGAUCAUGGGGACUGCUGCAACCCCAACAUCACUGAUGUCACCAAGACCUGCUUUAAUCCUGCAUCACCCCACAGGGCUUACAUGAACGUGAAGGAGCUGAAAGAGGUUUUGAAUUUGGAUGGAUCUACACACUUGAACAUCUUCUUUGCUAACUCAUCUGAUGAAGACGUGGCUGGCGUGGGCACUUGGCCCUGGGAUAAAGAAGCUUUAACACAUUUAGGUGGGAUUGUAUUAAACCCUUCAUUUUAUGGUACAUUUGGCCACACUCACACCAUGGUCCAUGAGAUUGGCCACAGCCUUGGACUGUACCAUGUCUUCAGGGGAAUCUCAGAAGUGGAGUCCUGUAACGAUGCCUGCUUAGAGACUGAGCCUUCUCUUGAGACAGGAGAUCUGUGUGUAGAUACCAAUCCCACACCCAAGUACAAGUACUGUAGAGAUCCUGAGCCAGGCAAUGACACCUGUGGCAGACGGCAUUUCAUAAACACCCCCUUCAACAAUUACAUGAGCUAUGCUGAUGAUGUCUGCACAGAUUCCUUCACGCUGAACCAGGUGGCCCGAAUGCACUGUUACCUGGAUCUGAUCUACCAGUCUUGGAGACCUGGAAGUAAACCAGCUCCUGUUCCUCUAACUCCUCGAGUUACAGCCCAGGACCAAGACUCUAUUACACUAGAGUGGUUUCCUUCCCUCACCGGCCAUUACUUAGACAGAGAAGUGGGAUCAGUUUGUGACAGAUGUACUGAAGUUGGGGUGCUCCUGCAGUAUGCCUCAAACUCCUCUUCUCCCAGACCCUGCGCUCCCUCUGGCUACUGGAGCCCUCGUGAAGCAGAAGGUCCACCAGACGUAGAGCAGGCCUGUGAAGCGAGUGUCAGCACUUGGAGCCCCAACGCCGGCCUAGACUCAAGUAGUGUUGGCUCAGCAUCUUGCUCACCCCAGGGCUGUAUGCUGCAGCUCGUGUUUGCCUAUCCACUGGUGCCUGACUCCCUCACAGUUUGGGUCACCUUCUUCUCUCCGGAGGAGACUGGACUUCCUGCAGUUCACGACAUCCUUCUGCUGACCCUCAGUGGUAACAACAUCUCGCUGGGUCCACAGUAUGUGUUCUGUGACACACCGUUGACUCUUAAACUAGAUGUGAAGGAGGAGGUGUAUGGGGUGCAGUUCUUCACCAUGGAGCAGCACUUGGAAAUCGACGCCACAUUGCUCGCCUCAAAGCCAGACAAUCCUCUGUGCCGGUCGUGUCAUCCUCUACGCUAUAGACUGAUUCGUCAGCCACCGUUCGCUCAUUCACCACAUGGGCUGAUCCUUCAGGAACCCACUCUGAGAUAUGUGGACAGGGACUUAAAGCCUGAUGAGACGUACACCUACCACGUGCUGACAGUGUCUAGAAGAGCAGAGAGUGAACCAUCUCCUCCUCUCUCUCACCAGCUGGGCUCACCCUACUGUGGAGAUGGACUCAUCCAAAAAUACCUUGGAGAGCAAUGUGAUGACAUGAACUUUGCUAAUGGAGACGGCUGCUCUAACCAGUGCAAGAAGGAGACGUUGUUCAACUGUGUUGAUGAGCCCAGCUUGUGUUACUUCUAUGACGGUGAUGGUGUGUGUGAGGACUUUGAGCGGGAGGCGAGCGUAAGGGACUGUGGUCUCUAUACCCCGAGCGGCUUCCUGGAUCAAUGGGCCACUGCGGUGCAGGUGUCCAAUGAGGAGAAGAUACACUGUCCAGCGGAGGUGGCUGUUGGAUAUCCUGCAGUGACUAAGAGCUGUCAGUCGAAGGUGUUUGACCUGUCACAUGACGUGUCUCAGUACGCUUGGUUUCCUUGUGAGGAGUCUCAGCAGCACAGCUGGACUUCACAAUUUUGGCUGAAGGCCUAUUACGCCCAUCCUAUGGUGGCUGCCGCAGUCAUUAUACAUCUGGCUGCUGACGGAACAGCCGACAUCGACCAGAGACAACACAACAUUACUGUUCAGCUGCUGGACACUAAGGAGCAAACCCACCCUCUCGGGGACUGGAGGCUGAGCUGCCGGAAUAAUCCACUGGUGAUUCCUGUGAGUCAUGACCUGAGUGUGGCCUUCUACCGGACAAAAGCCAUUAUAGUGAGCUUCAGCUCUCCUCUGGUGGCCAUCUCAGGUGUUGGUCUGCGCUCCUUUCAAUAUUUUGACCCCAUCACUAUAAGUGGCUGCCAGAGCAAUGAAAUCUACAACCCCAUGGGCCAAAGUUGUGUUCAUUAUUCGUGUGACGCCACUGAAUGUCAGAAGCCGAAGGUCAGUAAUGCGGAGAUGAAGUGCAAUAGUCCUGGAUACUUCAAUGGAGCUCGCUGUACUAUCACCUGCAACCGAGGAUAUACACUGAAGAUACACCGAGAUGAUGAUAUUAUUAAAACACAGUCUGAAUCCACGGUGACCCUCACCUGCGCAGAUGGGAAAUGGAACAAGCAGGUGACCUGUGAACCUGUGGACUGCGGGCGGCCUGACAAGUACCACGUGCACCCAGCUGUCUUUGAGUUCUCUGAGGGAACCACCUACGGCAAGAAGUGCACUUUUCAAUGCCGGGAGCCGGCUCAGCUUGUGGGCAGUAAUAACGUGCUGACGUGUAUGGAGGAUGGCAUGUGGUCCUUCCCCGAGGCUCUUUGUGAGCUGCGCUGUCCGGUCCCUCCUCCUGUACUCAACGCUGUCCUGCAGACCAAACGCUGCAGUGCCUCAGGCCUCAAAGUUGGGUCUUUCUGCAAGUAUAAGUGCAAGCCUGGCUACCAUGUGCCCCACACAGACAAGCCCAAGAGGUCAGUGCCUGUGAUGUACCACAGGCGUGCAUUUAAGCGGCAGUGUACGGAGGAUGGAACCUGGCAGUCGGGUGAGUGUGUGGCAGUCACAUGUGAGCCACCUCCUCCCAUUUUCCAUGGUACCUACAAGUGCACAAACGGCUUUCAGUUCAACAGCGACUGCUGGAUUGACUGCAACAGGGCUAACCACACGGUGAGACAGCACAGCCGCUGCAAGCAGGGUCCUUCCACCAACGUGAUCCGAUGCAGAAAGGAUGGGAACUGGACCGGUUCUUUCCGUCUUUGCCCCAACCUGACAGGCCAGUGUUCCCUUCCGCAGAAUCUCAGCCCAACUAUCCAUCUCAACUGCAAGGAUGAACAUGGCAUAGGAAAGGAGUGUGAGGUGGCCUGUAGAGAUGCUAGCAGCAGUGUGGCCCUCCUGCCCAGCAACAUGAGCGUUGCAGCAGUGAUGAAAGACCACUGGUGGAACCCACCCAAAGUUAAGAACAUUGUAUGCACCAUGGGACUAAAGUGGUACCCUAACCCAGAGGCCCUCCAUUGCAUAAAGGGAUGCGAACCGUUCAUGGGUGAUAAUUACUGCGACGCCAUCAACAACCGAGCGUUCUGCAACUAUGAUGGAGGAGACUGCUGCCAUUCUACUGUUAAAACCAAAAAGGUGAUUCCAUUCCCUAUGUCAUGUGACAUUCGAGAAGACUGUGCAUGUCGAGACCCCGACGCCCAGGAGAACAACAAAGGAGUCCGCCACAGGUCCAUUGGCUGAGCUUGGUACCCCCUGUGGCACCCAGGGGGCCUGCUGGGAAACCAUUCUUCUCUACAUGCUGCUUAUAAGAGGGCCUUUCCACUCACACCGCACUCCAGCAUGCCCUCGUUUCCUCAUCAAACAGCGACAAUCUAAGAGGGUAUGACACUCAAAAACAAACAACCAACCAAACACAUCAACAACCGGUUUCGCAAAGGACAAGAAGUGGAAGUUUUAUGAAUGACUUAUGGCAAUAGCAACCAUAGAUGUCAUCAAACUAAAGCUCAAACAAGCCUGGGCUGACAGUUUUAUUGUUUUAUGUUUGCUUUCAUUGAUCAUUACUUGUAAAGCGCAACCAUGGCAAUGUUGUUUUUAUGUAGAGCCAGAGGAAUAAGGGAGGAAAGGAAAAAAUGCAGCUGUUAAUGUUUGACUGUAGUCAGAAAAUGGGAUGAUUCCAAUCGAUUCAAAUCAAGACCUCCAAACUAAAGCAAAUAGAUGAAUGAGAGGACCUCUGAUGCUUUCACGAUGCCCCUUAACACCUGACCUCUGAGACUGUCUCGAUGACAGUUUAGCCAUACGCUGUGUCCUCUCAUAUCGAGUGUUCUCUGUGUUCUUAUAUUUAUCAUUUCAGAUAUCAAAGAGGAAAUACCUACAAAUGGACCUUAAUAUCAAAUCCAAAUUUGUGUCACACGAAUGGCUUGCACUCCUCUGAAUGUUUGAGCUGCUCGU